Loa loa (African eye worm) is the source of this 699-nucleotide messenger RNA. RefSeq lists its product as hypothetical. NCBI's taxonomy places the organism in Eukaryota, Metazoa, Nematoda, Chromadorea, Rhabditida, Onchocercidae. Bases 229 to 642 code for a protein of 137 amino acids. The transcript has 5 exons. The record is from RefSeq and is a predicted model, not a curated record.
GUCUUCUCGUUGUUUGAAACAUACAUGACUUCUGUUUGGUGUGACGCAGGUUGCGGUAGACUCACGUUAAGAGUUUUUGAGAAAUAAUUCGGUAUCCUUACUUCAUUUAUUUUAGACAUUUUCAUCCGAUAGAUAAAUAUUCCACAAUAUCUAAAUCCGUUUGGAUUCUUUAUUUUAUCGGAUAUACUUCCUCUCUUCGUAGCUUGGCAGAGUUAACCGCAGGAAUAGAUGGAUACGACGGAUCCGUAUUCUGCUGUACGAGUGGUUUUAGGCAAAUUUCCCACCGACGAAAAUGCCAAAGACUCGAUGGAGCAACGUGACAUGGAAGCUCAGCGAAUUCAUGUGCAGAUAUUGAAUAUUGUUGAGCAGUUGAAUAGUUUAAAACCAUCUUACAAUGGACAAAUGAAUGCAAACGCCACCGAAAAAGAUUGUUUAUUGGCUACCCUACACACACUGGAAAGAGAUACAGAAAGAAAGAGAUUGUAUUUGAAAGAAAAAGAAAUUGAGCUAGAAGAUUUGCAGCAGCUAUCUGAAGUACGACGAGAUAUCGCGGAUGAGCAAAAAAGGCAAUUUGAAUUAAUAAAAACCUUCGAGGCGGAAAACAAGGAAAGCUGGACUGGAGGUACUGGAAUGACCACUUAAAAAUUUCAGUUAAGUAUUUCAUUUUCACCUGUCAUCCCUUAAAUAAUCGUGAUUUGC